AUGGGCAGCAAAAAGGACCAGCCCGAUGCUGGACUGAGGAGUCUGAAUCACUGUAUGCAAGAGGCUUCUUUUCUAAUCCACCCGUGGCUUAUCGGGAUGUCCGCUAACCGGUACGCGUUUGCGACAUAG
This is a messenger RNA of Penicillium digitatum Pd1, 129 nucleotides long. Lineage: Eukaryota; Fungi; Ascomycota; Eurotiomycetes; Eurotiales; Aspergillaceae. The record is from RefSeq and is a predicted model, not a curated record.